Messenger RNA from Penaeus monodon (black tiger shrimp), 3587 nucleotides. RefSeq lists its product as uncharacterized. The coding region runs from base 156 to 3149 and encodes 997 amino acids. The transcript is spliced from 4 exons. The record is from RefSeq and is a predicted model, not a curated record. Lineage: Eukaryota; Metazoa; Arthropoda; Malacostraca; Decapoda; Penaeidae.
UCUACGAGGGCCAAGCCGUGAUAAACUCUGGUACUUGGACUCCUCCUAACUCCGGGCAGGUGGUGGCGUUAACUCGUCUUCAGUCUAGCGGUCGGCUGUAUGAACAAGAUUGGGAUUUGUAUAUUUGUGGAGGUGGCCAUGUAAGGGCUUCGUUGAUGAGCGGCGCAGCGGUGAGGCCUGUGACGCCGCGGGAAGGAAUGGCAGGACCCGGGGAGUCGCCGGGCAUUUCCCUGAGUGACCUGCGCAGGCUGCGCUACCAGUGCGUCGUCAACAGGUACGGGCGGCAUGUGUUGGUGCAGGUGUUCAACUGGUCGUACACGGGAGGCAGCCUUUCCGUGAAGGAGAAGCUGUUCCAGGAGCCCCACUUCUCCAACGCCCAGUACAAGAAGCUGUUCAACGCCCACCACCGAGCCAGGCUGGAGUCGGGGGAGCCCGUCAGCGGCUUCGACAUCAGCCUCCUGUACCAGCUGCUGCGCCACGCGUGCGCGCUGGACGCGGACGACGGGCGCUGGGUCGCCGAGGACCCGGGGGGCCCCUCGCUCGAGAACCUCCUCUACAAGAUCAAGAUGCACCGCAACAACCUGGCGCACGAGGACCUCCGGAUGACGCAGGAGGACAUGGAGGACAAACUGGAGGAACUGCGGCGGCUGUUCGUGGACGCUAUCAGCAAGGCCGGCCGCCGCUUCUCCAGGCCAGACGACGAGGUAGCCACGAUUCUAGAGGAUAUCAACAGCCGAAUUGACCAUGUUUACAAGAAGAUACGCGAGCCCCUCGGGGCGGAAGACAUUGCACAAUACCAGCAGGACGUGAAGGAAAUGAGGAAUCAUCUGGAGAGCAGCAUAAAGGAGGCAGCGAGAGAAGAGUUGGAGCAACUGUACUCGCGGUUUUAUGAGAUCCGCCUUCUGCCGUGGCUCCUGAUGGACUGCCAGGUGAACCCAACGCAGAUCUUCACAAAAUUCACCCUGAAGGAGGAGACCAGUCUCGCCGGGGAGCAGACCGCCAGGAAGGUUACCCACAAUGGCAUUCUGGAAGUCAGGAGAGCCGACGGCAGCGCAGCAGAUGUUCUGAUCGUCGUGGGCGACGGAGGAAUGGGGAAGACUACUUACCUGAAGUAUCUGAUGGAGAUGUGGAUCAAGGAUCCGUCUUCCGUGCCCGGCCUUGGCCAGGUAGAACUUUUGUUUUACAUCGAGUGUCGCAAUCCCAGCAUAGCUUCGCUUGAUCAGCUGAUUCGGAACCUUCUGCACGACACACCAAGGAACAUUAACGUGGAGUACGGCCACGUGCGCGAAACGGUUCUUCACAUGCAAAUUCUCAUCCUCAUAGAUGGCUUCGACGAGGUGAACGAGGCAUCGCGGCAGGUGAUUCAGGAGGUACUGCACCUCCCCGGGCACAACGUGCGCCUUCUGCUGACGACGCGUCCGGGCAGCCUUUCGGCGCUCUGCGCACUCGUGCCCCACAGCAGGCGGAGGCUGGUUCUGCUGUUGGAAGGAAUCACCAAAGAACACCACUCGCAGUUCGCCGGUCGACUCUGCGACAGCUUUGUGCCAGACGAAGAAACCAGAACCACAGUAAAGAUGGCAAUGGAGGAACAACUUACAAGGCUGGAUACUUUCCUUGGAACACACUUGAACAGUCCAUUAAAUCUUACGCUGUUUACAAUGCUAAUCAUUCAAGAUCCAACUAUAACAGAGACUCUAACCACUGCCACUGCUCUGUAUGUAUUACUAACAAAACUGGUCAAUGAGAAGGUUACUGAAAGAAUUUCCUGCAAGGUCUGGGACCCCGACAUUGCGCACAAGAUCUCUCAGUUCGAGGACUACAGCGAUAGCCUAGCGUUCAGGGCCAUGAAGCGCCGCGAGUACGAGCUGCGGCCGGACACCGUGGAGCGCCUGCGAGGCAAGUGCCGUGAGCUGGGCCUUCCCCACGAGGAGCUCAUGUCUGCCUUCUUCACUGCGCGGUCCUGCCGGCGGGGUCUCUUCUCGGUACUGGCCUACUCCUAUCACCACCUCAGACUCCAGGAGUUUUACACCGCACGGCACCUGCACCGGAGCAUCGUGCACUCGCAGAAUGCGGGAGACGUCGUGCACUCGUACCUCACCGACUCCGUCGAGUGGAAGUCAGAACAAAGAUUUCAGAACGUGCUGGUCCAUCUGACGGGGCUCUUGGCGCGCCACGGCGAACACCUGGUUCACGCCCCUUGCCUGCUGAGCCUGGUGCACCUUCCCUCCACUGUUGUGGACCCCCUGUUGGCCCACGUGGUGGAGGCGGGGCUGCACCCGCUCGUGGUGCAGGCCGCCGCCGCCGAGCUGCAGGCCCACAGCACCAAGUGGGAUGGCUGGGCGCAGGUGAAGGAGCCAAGCAGCCUGAGCGCCUUGGCGCCUGUCCUCGACGAAGUACCUGAGUGUGUGAAAUUACUGGCGCUGACGGCGUUCUCACGGAGCCCAGCGGACGAGCAACUGGCGGCCGCCUUCCGCGCGCUCUCCCGAAAGGACGUGCGGCUGGUUCUCGACCUCCCGCAUUUCUACUUCAGCGACCGGGGUUCGUCGAUCACCGAAGAAACGAUCCGUUUGAUCUCGGCGGCCAGCCAGACCUGUUGCCUGGAGGGCUUCCGGGGCCGCCUGACGCCCUCGGCGCUGCGCUUGCUGCCGCGCUGCCUCAAGGAGCUGCGCCUGCGGGUCGACCUCGGAGACGUCCUCGUGCUUAACGACAUCCUGCCGGGCCUUCCCAACCUCGAAAUUCUGGGCUUGAAAUACGAGGAUCCUGAAAGGUACGAAGUGACCCAUCUGCCGCCGCUUCCCUUCCCUGGACGCAAACUGAGCUUCACCUUCACCCCCACUCUGACGGACAGCGAGGACGACCUGCAGUGGGCAAGCGGGGUCCUGGCUAGGCUGUGCUCCCUGAGGCCCGGCGGGAACUGCACCAGCAUCUUCUUCAAAGACACACAACUCACGGACACGGGCAUCAGGAAGCUCUUCGAGCUGCUGCACCAGAAGGGCGUCCGCGUGUCGCAGCGCCUGGACAUCAGCCUGACGCAGAGACCGCCAGACAAAACGGAGCUCGGUGACCUGGCAACCUCCCUCGGCCUCGGAAACUUCAUUUGCCACUCGAACGCGCGGGGAGCCACAAGGCCGUCCUUCCCGCCAGUGUGAGCCUUGGGCCAGGCGACGCGUUGCAGCUUUCAGAUUUCCAUUAACCUGAAGAUGUCUGAAGAAAAUGAUAUCGAUUCGCAAUACACAUGCCAACCAGCAAUGCCUGACUGUACCUCGAUGCACGAGGGCCGAGGGCGAUGCCUCAAAGAUGCUGUGCAAACGCCAAAGCCAAAGCUAAGACGCGAUGGGUUCAGGGAAAGAGAAAUCCUGUUUCAGCUCUUUACAGUGAUGACAUGACAUAAUUUUAACAGAGUUGAUAAGUUUCCCAUAGUGAAUAAGAUGUAAUGUUAGUAAUUUCAUUGUUAGAUUACCUACAUCAAUAUCCAGCAUAAACAUUUUUAAAAAGUAGGCACACACACACACACACACACACACACACACACACACACACACACACACACACACACACACACACACACACACACACACACACACACA